This is a messenger RNA of Pseudocercospora fijiensis CIRAD86, 6708 nucleotides long. RefSeq lists its product as uncharacterized. Gene Ontology annotation, biological process: fatty acid biosynthetic process; secondary metabolite biosynthetic process. The record is from RefSeq and is a predicted model, not a curated record. Lineage: Eukaryota; Fungi; Ascomycota; Dothideomycetes; Mycosphaerellales; Mycosphaerellaceae. The coding region runs from base 1 to 6708 and encodes 2235 amino acids. Gene Ontology annotation, molecular function: phosphopantetheine binding; oxidoreductase activity; 3-oxoacyl-[acyl-carrier-protein] synthase activity. The transcript has 5 exons.
AUGGCAGUCAAUACCGAUGACAAGCUCAUCGAGCCUAUCGCCAUUGUGGGCAUGGGUAUGCGAUUCCCAGGCGAAUCACACUCGAGCGAGUCCUUCUGGGAUCUCCUCUCGAAAGGUCGUGAUGGCUGGCGGACGAUGCCGAAGCAUCGAUUCAACCUAGAUGGCUACUACCAUCCCGAUGGAGCGCGUGCGGGCUCUGUCUUCGUCAAAGGGUCGCACUUCCUCUCAGGCGAAUAUGAGAAAUGUGCAAAGCAAUUCGAUGCACCCUUUUUCAACAUGACGGCCGCAGAAGUAGAGGGAAGCGACCCACAACACCUACACAUGCUGGAAGUCUCAUACGAAGCACUCGAGAAUGCCGGCAUACCAAUGCAGUCAGUCAUCGGCUCAGACACGAGUGUCUACGUCGGCUGCUUCACCCGUGAUUGGGAAGCAAAGGGUGGCCGAGACCCGUACACUGGACCUUUCUAUGCAGCGACAGGGAACGGCAUGUCGAUGCUUGCCAACCGUGUUUCUUGGUUCUACGACAUGCGUGGUCCGAGUAUGACUAUCGACACUGCUUGCUCUUCAUCUUUGUACGCCGUCCACCUUGCGUGCCAGUCGCUACGCACAGGCGAGGCAAAGAUGGCCAUUGCUGGAGGUACAAACAUGAUCUGUGAUCCCUGCUACAUGCGCGAUCUUACCACUAUGGGUUUCCUUAGUCCCGACGGACGAUGCCAUUCAUUUGACCAUCGUGCAAACGGCUAUGGAAGAGGCGAUGGUAUCGGAGCUGUUGUUCUGAAGACCAUCAGCCAGGCCCUCAAGGACGGCGAUACUAUCCGCGCCGUCAUUCGUAACUCUGGCCUGGGACAAGACGGCAGGACUCCCGGUAUUACCAUGCCAGCCCCAGAGGCACAAGCCGAUCUGAUCAGACGUGUUUACAAGAAUGCGGGCCUGACAAUGGAUCAGACUGCUUACUUCGAGGCUCACGGCACUGGAACACCCAUUGGUGAUCCAUACGAACUCUCGGCACUAGGUGCGACUUUCGGACAGACUCGAGACUCGACCAAUCCACUCUAUGUCGGGAGUGUGAAAGCCAACAUCGGCCAUCUCGAAGGCGGCGCUGGUAUUGCUGGUCUGAUCAAGGCGGCGCUUGUGGUUGAACGAGGCGAAAUACCACCCCUAGCUGACUUUGAAAAGGUCAACCCCCGACUCAAGUUGGAUGAGUGGAAAGUAGCUUUGCCCUUGAAGCUCACUCCCUGGCCAGUGUCAGGCGUGCGAAGAGCAUCAGUGAACUGCUUUGGCUAUGGAGGUGCCAAUUCUCACGUCAUCAUUGAUGACGCCUAUCAUUACCUUCAAGAACACGGCUUGAAGGGACACCACCAAACGAUACUGGGGCCCAACGAUGUGCAAGAACCUUCUGACGCCUCCGACUCUGAGCUGUCCCGGCCAAUGCUGAUGGUACUUUCCUCUGUAGACCAAGCCGGUCUCGGAAGAAGUGCUGCAGCAUUGACGGACUUCUUGUCUGAGCAAAAGGAUUUGGAAGCCCAGAAGAAGCAAUCGGAUUCAGCUCCUUCCGGUGUGGACAUGGAAUCUUUCUUGCCCAAUCUUGCAUACACACUGUCUCACCGACGAUCUACAUUCGACCACCGCACCUUUGUCGUAGCUCGUUCGGCUGGUGAGUUGCAAGAGCAACUUUCCGCUCCGCUAUCCAAGUUGCGCCGGAGCGCCAAGAACAGCAAUCUCUUCUUCAUCUUCACGGGACAAGGAGCGCAGUGGGCAACUAUGGGCAAGUCACUUCUCGCCUUCGACACAUACCGACGCAGCUUGGAGCGUGCCCAAGCGCAGCUCAGCCGACUUGGCUGUGCUUGGAACUUGAUCCACGAGCUGUCAGCCCCUAAGGAAGAAAGCCGGAUCGACCAACCGGACUUCAGCCAGCCUCUCUGCACAGCGCUCCAAGUUGCUCUCGUAGAUCUGCUCGAGGAAUGGAAUCUGAAGCCAAAGUCUGUGGUUGGGCACAGUUCAGGCGAAAUCGCCGCAUCCUACGCGGCAGGGUUCCUCACACAUGAGCAAGCUGUCAAGGUUGCAUACUGCCGCGGUCUCUUCUCAGCAGACGUCAAUCGCCGCCUCGGAGACAAGCGUGGUGCUAUGAUGGCUGUCGGCCUUUCGGAGGCUGAUGUCAAACCAUACCUGGAUCAAGUUCCAAAGGAGUCCGUAGUUGUCGCCUGUGUCAACUCUCCCAACAGCGUUACUCUGUCCGGAGACGAGACAUCGAUCGACGUACUCGAGAAGACACUGCAAGAUGCUUCGGUCUUUGCCAGGAAAUUAAGAGUCAAGACUGCCUACCACUCUCCGCACAUGCGGGUCAUCGCGGCUGAUUACCUCGCGGCAAUGGAUGACAUUCAGCAGUCAACAGAGCCACCAAAGGCGACCAUGUUCUCCUCGGUCACAGGUGGCACUAUCUUGAAGGCGGCCGAUGUGGAUGCAUCCUACUGGGUCAAGAACAUGCUGGGAUGUGUCAGAUUCUCUGAUGCAGUCCAGGCAUUACUCACUCAGCCUGCUAAUCCCAACGCCAAGGGCCGUCGACGAGCCCCCGUCGUGUAUUCCGGAAUGGUCGAGAUUGGGCCCGCGGAAGCCCUCAAAGGACCACUGCUUCAGAUAUUGAACGCAACAGACGGGAGACUGGCCUCUUCAUUGCCAUACACGGCCCUUCUGUCGCGCAAUGUUGAUGCCGGUCAGUCGGCACUCGCAGCGGCUGGAAAGCUUUGGGCUGCAGGACUGCCCAUCGAUCUGCAUCGCAUCAACUUCCCAACUGAGGAGCAACCUCUCCAAUCACUGGCCUGUCUACCGCCAUAUAAGUGGAAUCACAAAGUCUACGAGUACGAAAGUACAUAUGGCAAGACCGUGCUGCGACGUGCCAAGCCCCGAACAGACUUGCUGGGCUUCGUGGAUGAGACCGCAAAUGAAAGCGAGCCUCGAUGGCACAACUACAUUCGCCUGACCGAGCAGCCCUGGCUCGGCGACCAUCGAGUACAGAACAUGGUCCUGUACCCCGGCGCAGCGAUGGUCGUUCAAGCAAUUGAGGCUGCACGAACUCUUCAGGACACAUCGCGGCCACUCAAAGCUGUUGAAGUUCGUGACAUUGCUUUCAAGAAGGGUCUUGUCAUCCCAGCAGGUGACGCUGCAGCAGAGACCGCGAUCCACCUGAAGCCUGAACAGGUGCCAUCCAGCGACGAGACUGCUUGGUCUUUCAGCGUAUUCUCGAAGACUGGUGAAGAUCCAUGGAACGAGAUGUGUACUGGAUCGGUGUCCUUACUCUACACUGGCGAGGACUACGGCGAAAGCGUGCGCCAAUGGACGUCCGAGUCCAGCUUGUACAAUGACAUUCGGAAGCGAGCCUGCAGGGUGGUCAAGGCCGCUACCUUCUACAAGCUCUUCGACGACAAGAUGAACCUGCAGUACGGCCCACUGCAUCGCAACGUUACUGAAGCUACGGCCGGGUUCGGCGAAGGCUACGGAGUGGUGACGAUUCCCGACACCAAGUCUGUCAUGCCUUCUCAAUUCGAGUACCCGCAUCUCAUCCAUCCGGCGACGUUGGACUCCAUCUUCCACAUGCAAGCACUGGGCUAUCUCCACAGCCUGUCCGGCGACGAGUCACUUGUGCCGAUCACCAUCGACAAAAUCUACAUCGCUGCCAACGCUCCCACAGAGGCUGGCACUCAGCUCAAGGGAUACUCGAAGGGCACGCAAAGCUCCUCUGGCGAUACGGUCGGUGAUAUUGUGCUUUCAGAUGAUGCUUGGCAAGAGCCUAAGGUGAUCGUCCGCGGCUUCCUCUCCAGAGAUAUCUCGGCUGCAGCCCCUUCGUCUGCGAGCACCGUUGACAACGCUCCCCGGAAGUGCACUCGUUUGGACUACGUGCCCUUGCACCCCGAAGAGUCGUCGGGCUCGUCGGCGCAGAGCGACUAUGGCGUUGAGAUUUCGUCUCCAUCGCCGAGACUUGACCAAGUGAUUGUCUUACACGCUUCCUCCGAGUCUCUUGAUCUGCCACUCGUGGUGGCCGAAAUCAGCGCGAGGCUUGCUAACUCCUGCGAGCAAAUCGUGCAGAUGCACCCCGAGCAGGUCACGUUUGGCGAAAAGUCCAAUGUCAAGGACAAGACCGUCUUGUCAUUGCUUGAAGCCGAGGAGAGCUUCGUUGAUGGAUGGUCGGAAAAGCAGUUCUCAUGGCUGCGCGACCUAUGCUCAACGGCCGAGACAAUCUUGUGGGUCACUCGCGGUGCCGACGUUGGCAGCCCGGAGACCAUCAAGUUCAGUGCCACUACUGGUCUGCUUCGCACAAUCCGCGUCGAGAAGCCUCAGCUGCGACUCUUCCAGCUGGACCUGGACACGACUUCAGCACUGUACUCCGACAACAGCAUCGACCUGAUUGUCGAUGCUUUCGAGACUUCUGUGCUCUCGACGGCAAAGGCAGUGGAGCAGGAAUUCGUGCAGAUUGGCGACGAGCUCCAUGUACCGCGCCUGGUCACUGAUGAGAGCUUCCAUGCGGAGCUCAAGUCGGGCGCUGCGAACACUGCACCUGUCCUCCAAGCUCUUGCCACCAUGCCAUAUCCCGUUCGUGCUAUGGUCUCACAGGGUGGCAGGUCGCUGUGCUUCGUCCAGGACGACCAGUACGAAGCGGAACUCGCCGAGGAUGAGAUCGAGGUCGCUCCAUCCGUCACAAUGCUCGACGCUGCCGCCUUCGAGGCCGGUGCAUCUCUCGGUCGCGAUGCGGUCGGCACGAUCACUGCCACUGGAGCUGCCGUCAAGGAUUACAAUGUCGGCGAAAAAGUGCUCGUGUGUGCCGCUGAUUGCCUCCGCACCCGCCUGAGAGUCAAGUCCAGCUUCGUUCGCAAGCAGCCUGAUUUCAUCGGCGACGCGGUUGCUGUCACUUUGCCCACGGCGUUGAGUUUGGCUUGGCUGUCUCUGCUCGAGCUUGGUUUCCUCAAGACCGGUGAAUCAAUCCUCAUCGCUGCUGAGCCAAAUGCUACCACGGGCGCCAUGAUCUUCUUAGCCCAGCAUCUCGGCGCGAAGGUCUACGCUUCGUUCACUACGGCUUACCACCACCGCUGGCUUGUCGAGCAAAUCGGCUUGGAGGAGGAUCAGGUCAUCAAGGCGGACCGUGGCGACAACUUCAAAGAAACUCUGCUCCGUCGUAACAAGGGCAAGGGUGUUGAUGUCGUUGUCACCUGCAGCCCCCACCAAUCAUUCAAUGUUCUGGCUCCCUUUGGAAGAUGCGUGUGUCUUGGGCCCAACCAGACGCUUCCGAGCACGGCACAACUGGCACUUGGUGUUUCGAUCCACAAUCUGGACAUUGAACACCUCCGUGUCGCUGCACCAGAGAGAGUUGCCAGAGCCUACCAGAGUGCAUGGAGUCUUGCUUCAAAGGGCGUGUUCCACACUUUGCCGCCAAAGAAAGCCCUCGACCUGGCAGACUUCGCCGCCCAGACGAAUUUACCUGAUGCCGUCAAGGCACCUGGCGCCGUUGCGGUCACGAUUGAUCCAGCUAGCAACGUGUGGACGCUUCCACCGCCGCCUGCGGUUCUCAACCUCGACCCAGAAGCCACGUAUGUCCUGGCUGGUGGACUGGGAGGCAUCGGUCGAUCGAUCGCCGAGACAAUGUUCGCUGCUGGCGCCCGCAAGAUCAGCUUCAUCUCGCGCUCUGGCGCAAAGACCGAGGAAGCGAAGAAAUUGCUCUCCUCUUUGCAGCAGCGUGGAUGUCUGGCAAAAGCAUAUCCAGUCGAUGUUUCAUCAUCCAGUGCUGUUGAGGCCUUCGUUCAGGCCAGCAUCGAACGUGGCGAGACCAUCAAAGGUGUGGUUCAAGCUGCCAUGGUGCUGCAAGAUUCCGUGUUCGACAACAUGACGUUCGAACAGUGGACCAAGUCCACCCAGCCCAAGAUUCAGGGAAGCUGGAACCUCCACCAACAUUUCCCCAAGGAUAUGGACUUCUUCAUCAUGCUGAGCUCCAUGGCUGGCAUCAUCGGCAACCCCGGACAGGCAAACUAUUCGGCUGCUGGCACGUAUCAAGAUGCUCUGUCGGUGCAUCGUCGCAAGCAAGGUCUCAACUCUACGACGAUCGAUCUUGGCAUCGUCUCCGAUGUUGGCUACAUCGCCGAGAACCCAGAACAAUUCGAAAGACUUCGCUACCUGAAGCCUCUGUUCAUCUCCGAGCGAGACCUUCGUCUCCUCCUUUCGGCCGCUAUGCUUGGCAAGACCAUGGAUGGCAACGACGUUCCCCCUCAAGUCGUCACAGGUGUCGGCAAGGAGCUGAUGCAGGACGGAAGCAUUGGAAGUGCCAUGGCCGCCGAUCUCAAAUACUCCAGCCUGCACGGAUCCAGUGAAAACGACACUGGAGAUGCUGGAGAGGACGAGGCCGCACAGGAGGCUAUGAAGACGGCUACCAGCCUCCAGACCGCGACCGAGUUCGUGGAGGCCGUGUUCGCCUCCAACAUUGCCAAGGCUACUGGCAUGGAGCCAGAAGACGUCGAUCUUGACCGACCGAUGCACGCAUAUGGAGUUGACUCGCUCGCGGCCGUCGAAGUUCGCAACAUGAUCUUCCGAAAAUUCAAGUCCGACGUCAGCGUUUUUGAUCUUUUGAGCACACUCCCAUUGCACAAGCUUGCCAUUAGAGUGGUGGCGAAGAGCAAGCUCGUCAAGCACGAGGUGCAGGUUGUUGCUCAGGAAGAGAAUGCCGAGUGA